AUGGUUUACAUCACAUUGCUUUCGGAGAGGAGGGGCGCAAUACAGAUUUAUGUUUGCUCCCGAAAAACGGAGGUGGUCCCUGAAACUCGUCAAGUGGUGGGCUGUGGGUCUCAGAGCGAGAAGUCGGAAACCGUUGUACACUACCUGUUGGACGAUGUGAUGGACCGGGAAGAAAACCAGCUUGGAGACUCGCUGGCACCAGACGUUGUGAUGCCUUCGACAACAGUGCGGGAAAGUGUGUUAGGCAUGGAAUACGAAAGCACUCAGUAUGAAGAAGCGGGAUUCGACUGUUAUCGUGCUUUAUCGUCGCCUAGAGGCUCGUCGGACUUCUCCACAUCAGUCGUCAACGACAUCAAGGAAGCCGUACUGACUGGACUUCGGGAUAUGGUCAAAGACAUUAACGGAAACGGACUCUUGGCCCAAGUAUCUGUGAACGAGGAAGGACGUAACCCUGGUGGAACCAGCACCGCGAUCGACACGGCGCAGUUGGUGUCUGAGCUCCCUGACGCAAAAUCAUGGCGAGACUACGUGACCCAAUACUGGACAUCAAAUCCUGAGCGCCAUCAGUAUCGAGCCGGUGUGAAUAUGCUCCCCCAUGAGCGCAAAAUACACCGCUCGCGCUUGUCCAGGAUGAAGAUCAUCGCUGAGUUUGUUCAGGCAAGGUUGAUGGGGAUAUGGAUCGCUUUGAAACCGAGUUUAGCUGUCUGA
Phytophthora nicotianae INRA-310 is the source of this 708-nucleotide messenger RNA. RefSeq lists its product as hypothetical. Lineage: Eukaryota; Oomycota; Peronosporomycetes; Peronosporales; Peronosporaceae. The transcript has a single exon. The record is from RefSeq and is a predicted model, not a curated record. The coding region runs from base 1 to 708 and encodes 235 amino acids.